AUGGCAAACAGAAAAUUAUUUGUCACUUUUCUCUUUGCCAUCUUCGUCUUCUUUGGUGCAGAAAAUUCAGUUUCUUGCUCGUCACGCAACAUUUCAGUGUUGUCGGAGCAGCCCUCUAGAGGAAUCAAGGGAGCAUAUUGGCCGUCAUGGAUUGCGGAAAAGCUUCCUCCAUCAAGCAUACCAACUUCCCUUUUCACUCGGCUUUAUUACGCAUUCGUUCCCCUUGAUUCCACCACAUUUCAGCUUAAUGUAACCAAACCAGACGAUCAUUGGAUGACUAAUUUCACAGCCACAUUUCGCGGGAAAAUCCGGCCGGAUGUAAAGACCUUCUUAACCAUCGGAGGAGGAGGAGCAAGUCCAAACACUUUCUCUAACAUGGUGAGCGAGCCUGGUAAUCGAAAUGCAUUCAUCCGUUCCACCAUAAAAGUCGCGAGAAAAUACGGAUUCGAUGGUCUCGAUCUUGAUUGGGAGUUUCCAAUGAACCAACAAGACAUGACCAACCUCGCAUCCCUUUUCAGAGAAUGGCGCCGCGCUUUAGAAAAAGAGUCUCAGGUUUCAGGUAAACCUCGACUCCUGAUAUCUGCAGCCGUGUACUUUGCUGCAGAAUUACACCUAGCUCAGAUAUCAUAUUCUUAUCCCAGCGGUUCCAUCGAGGAAUACGUCGAUUCCAUAAACCCCAUGUGCUUCGACUACCAUGGAGGUUGGAACACUUCAGUAACCGGUGCUCACGCGCUGCUUUACGACAAAUCAAGCAAUGUGAGCACUAGUUACGGAAUUUCUUCGUGGAAAAACAAUGGUGUACCUUCGAAGAAACUAAUCAUGGGAAUGCCAAUGUACGGGAGGACAUGGAAACUGAAGAACUCGAGAAAUCACGGAAUCGGAGCUCCUGCAAAAGGGGUUGGCCCUGGAAAUGGAGGAAUCAUGCAAUAUAAGGAUAUAGUUAGCUUCAAUAAGGCAAAUAAAGCUACAGUGGUAUAUGACAGUACAACAGGAUCAACCUACUCCUAUGUUGGAACUAACUGGAUUGGAUAUGAUGAUAGUAGAUCAAUCAUACAGAAAGUUAAAUUUGCCAAGGAUCAAGGUCUUGGAGGUUAUUUCUUCUGGGCACUUGGGGAUGAUGAGAACUGGACUCUUGCCAAAGCAGCUGCAGCGGCAUGGGAUAACAACUCUGAUUGA
Oldenlandia corymbosa var. corymbosa is the source of this 1176-nucleotide messenger RNA. The record is from the annotation of a GenBank genome assembly. NCBI's taxonomy places the organism in Eukaryota, Viridiplantae, Streptophyta, Magnoliopsida, Gentianales, Rubiaceae.